Molecule: messenger RNA, 3995 nt
Organism: Sorex fumeus (smoky shrew)
Lineage: Eukaryota; Metazoa; Chordata; Mammalia; Eulipotyphla; Soricidae
Gene: PRLR
Product: prolactin receptor
Exons: 11
Coding region: 321-2183 (620 amino acids)
Biological process (GO): cytokine-mediated signaling pathway
Cellular component (GO): external side of plasma membrane; signaling receptor complex
Molecular function (GO): cytokine receptor activity; cytokine binding
Source: RefSeq, a predicted model, not a curated record
CAGGAAGUGCUCCCGGACUGAGAUGGCAGACUUUGCUCGCGGGCAAAACUAAAGAAUUCUUCUAUUCAUGGAGGCAAACACUAAGGAUGUUUUCCACAGGAACCCUAAAGGAAAGUUUCUUUCAGCCUGGCUCAGCGCACCAGAAAGAAUAAGUUAUGACGGUAUCUGUUCCUGCCUGCCCGCCCUCGCCCUGGUUCCCAUUCCAAGCGUUUCUUUUGCAAAACACGCGGAGCCCUGAUUUGACAGAGCUGGAGAGCAUCUGACCUUACUCAUCAGUGACCCUCAAGUACAUUUCCUGUAGAAAGAGGAAGGGAGUCGACAUGAAGGAAAAUGUGGCCUCCACCACUGCUUUCAUCUUGCUGCUUUUUCUCAACAUCAGUCUUCUGAAUGGACAAUCAAUUCCUGGAAAACCUAAAUUCCAUAAAUGUCGUUCUCCGGAAAAAGAAACCUUCACCUGCUGGUGGAAUCCGGGGGCCGAUGGAGGACUACCUACCAAUUACACGCUGACUUACCACAAGGAAGGAGAAACACUCACCCAUGAAUGUCCAGACUACAAGACCGGUGGGCCCAAUUCCUGUUAUUUUGACAAGAAACACACCUCCAUAUGGACAAUGUAUGUCAUGACCAUAAAUGCCACAAAUGAAAUGGGAAGCAGUUCCUCGGAUCCACUUUACGUGGAUGUGACUUACAUAGUUGAACCAGACCCUCCUGUCAACCUGACUUUGGAAGUAAAACAGCCAGAAGACAGAAAUCCGUACCUGUGGAUGAAAUGGUUUCCACCCACCCUGGUUGAUGUAAGAUCUGGUUGGCUCACACUCCAGUAUGAGAUUCGAUUAAAACCUGAGAAGUCAGAUGAGUGGGAGACCCAUUUUGCCGGGCACCAGACUCAGUUUAAGAUUCUCAGCUUAUAUCCAGGACAGAAAUAUGUUGUCCAAGUUCGUUGCAAACCCGACCACGGAUCCUGGAGUGAGUGGGGCCCAGAGAGCUCUAUCCAGAUACCUAACGACUUCACCAUGAAAGAUACAACCGUGUGGAUCUUUGUAGCUGUUCUUUCUGCUGUCAUCUGUUUGAUUAUGGUCUGGGCAGUGGCUUUGAAGGGCUAUAGCAUGAUGACCUGUAUUCUUCCACCAGUUCCGGGUCCAAAAAUAAAAGGAUUUGAUACUCACCUGCUUGAGAAGGGCAAAUCGGAAGAACUGCUGAGUGCCCUGGGAUGCCAAGACUUCCCCCCGACUUCUGACUGUGAGGACUUGCUGGUAGAGUAUUUAGAAGUUGAUGACAGUGAGGACCAGCAGCUGAUGCCAGGACAUUCCAAAGAACACCCCGCUCAGAAAAUAGACCCGGACAGUGACUCUGGCCGAGGAAGCUGUGACAGCCCUUCCCUUUUGUCAGAGAAGUGUGAGGAGCCCCGGGCCAAUCUCCCGAAAUGCCACACUCCUGAGGGAACUGAAAAACCAGACAAUCCCAAACCCACCAUUAUCCGCACCUGGAACCCCCAGAACUCAAGCUUGGGAGCCAAGAUUCCCCUUUUUCAUGCAGAUGCCUCCAAGUCUUCAACAUGGCCCUUACCACAACCUCCCGGAGAGCAGAACCCCAGAUCUUCUUACCACAAUAUCGCUGACGUGUGUAAGCUGACCCUGGGCACAGCAGGCACAGCUGCCACUUGGCUGGACAAAACAGACAAAGUUGCUCUUAAAUCCUCAGAAACCAAUGAGACUGCAGAGGAGGAAAAGGCAGCAGAGCCGAGGAAGGGGGGCAGUUUUCAGCCCAAGACUGGCCAAGACAUGGCGUUGCUGCCACCGCCAGAGCAAACCCCCUUCCUGUCUGCAAAACCGCUGGAUUAUGUGGAGAUUCACAAGAUCAACAAAGACGGCGCACUGUCAUUACUCCCAAAACAGAGAGAGGACAGUGACCCUGUGGAGAAGCUGAGAGCUCCGGAAACCAAUAAGGAGUAUGCGAAGGUAUCCAGUGUGAUGGAUAACAACAUCCUAGUCUUGGUACCAGAUCCACGAGCUCAAAACCUGGCUUUGCUAGAAGAACCCACCAAGGAAGUGCCACCUUUUCUUCAACAGAACCAAGCCGAAAAUGACCUGGCCUCCUUUACCACGACCCCCGGCAACUGCAGACUCCAACUGGGUGGGUUGGAUUACCUGGAUCCCACAGGCUUUGUGCACUCCUUUCAGUAAUGAUUUGGUGGAUAAGAUGGUUGGUUAAAAUGUGAUUUUUUUUUUCUUCAGGUAACACUACAGAGUACACAAAAUGCAAUCUACUAGACAUUGCCUAAGAGUGUGGUUAGAAUAACACUACAAAAACUCACAGUUCACGCCUUUUCAUGCUCCAUUUUCAACCAGUUGCCUCUCUCUCCAACAGCUGAUUCCAGAACAAAUUGUUUCAUUUCCUAACUGUGAUUUGUGAUUUCCUUUACUUGCUAUUACUUAUAAAAAUUAUGUGUUCAAUGAAAUAAAAGCACAUUGUUUAGUGUUUUGGAGGGAUGGUGCCAAUAGGUAUAUCCUUGGGGAAAGGCUUUAAUGGUUGAGUAUGUGAUAGAAGGAAAUGAAAAUAGUCAUAAUUGUUUACCACAGAAAGAUGACAGACAUGAGAAAAUGCCUUGAAAACCAAUUACUUAAUCUUUAUACUCCUCUUUCAUUUGAUUAGGAUUAACUAAAUAUAAUACAUUUGAAGAAAGACUGUAUAUCAGACACCCAACAAAUUGUUUAUAUCAUCCAAUUACCUUAGUGAUGGCUUGCCAAUAUGCAAAUCAAAAAUGAUGCCUCUAGCUCUUUCUUAAAAUAGUUCAAAUUGUCAAGUAUGUAUUCCCUCCCCCUAAAUUGAAAUCUAUUCUAAAGACUCUAAAGAGAUUAUAGUUUGGGGAAGUCAAAUUUCUUACACAAGAGGCAAAUAAAUUCCAUGUAGUAAAUUCUUCUAAAAUAUUUCCCUGUUUCAUUUUGGCAUGAUCUAUCACUUAAUAUAGAUCCUAGUCUUCUUUCACUGAGGAAAACAUCCCAAAAGACUAACUUUAAUUUAAAAGAUAAUCAUAGCAGGAUGCUAGUGAAAAUACUGCCUUACUGUAAAUACAAAUUCUACUUUAAUAUAAACCCAUAAUUUAACAAUGUAUUUUUGAAGACUAUUUUUCUAUCACUUAGGUAAAACAAAAGACAAUUUUCUAUCUUUCCCACUACAGCUGUUUACGUAUUCAGUGGGUACGGUGUUUUCUGCUAUAAGGUUGUAAUGAGAUUUACAGUACAUAUUAGUAUAUGCAGCUUCUCUCUGUGGAGUAAAAUGCCAUAUCAACCCGAAGUUCACUGAGAAAUAGGAAGUGGGUGACAAUACUCAAUUUCCAACAAAAUAGAGUAUAGUGUAUCUGGUUUCUUUUUUUCUCCAGAAUACUUUGAACAAUAAACACCAACCUAGAGUUUUAGGGCUCUCCACAAACCAAAAAUUGCUUCUUCUGUAAGUUUCGGGCCAGUCUGGGGCUUCUGCUCUUCUCUAGACACAUGAAUCUUCUUAAAGCUACCAUGGGAAAGAAGCUCAGUUACUCCUAAGGUAGUGUUCGAAAGAGAGGGUUUGAUUUGGUUUUGCUUUGAUGAACCAAACAUGAACCACAGAGAAAUUUUAGGCAAAGCCAACAGUAUUUCUCUGGAGGAGACACAUCAGCAAAUCCUGGACAGAGGCAGACUCAUAUCAAAAGAGUCCAAUAAAAGUUCUAAGAAACCAAGUAUCAGCAGGGAAGUGGGAAGGGUUAAAACAUCCCUGGUAGUGAGGAUUUCUAAGUGAGUUCCAUGGGCAAGCUCCCCAAGAAUCAUCAAAAGCCCAGAUCUUCAUUUUUAAGACAGCAUCUGUGACUCAUUCAAUUAUCUUCCUCUUUCCUUUAAUUUUCAUUGAAGGGUCAUGAGUUACAAAGUUACUACAACUGUCUCCCUCUUUUUUUUUAAAUUUUGCCUGAUGGUAAAUCCAUUCCUGAUGUCUACUCCCUAGCUAAACAGAAAAUUCAAGUUCAC